AAAAAGCACCCAAUCCACUCACUCACCCCAUGAAAAUCAAAAUUUAUUCAUCACAAAAACUAUGCCCAUUUCUUCAUCAUAAUUUAAAUCAAAUAAAUUAUGCCCAUUUCAUCCUGAAUCCUCAAUCUGCAAAUGGUUUCUCUUCAACAAUCCGACUCUUCUAGUCCGGGUCGGUUUCAAAUAACCCGACCCUACUACACUCCUCCUCCAUCCUCAGCUGCUUCUUCUCCAUCCAGCUUCCAGAAACAUCUUGGCCGUUCAAUGCGUACCGUCCGUUCCAGUUUCUCACACUCAGGAUACACAAACAACACCUGUUCCUCCUUCUCCGCCUCUGCAGAACAGGAACAAACCCUCCCACCCUCUGUCGAAUUAGAAAACGUCACUGAUUCCUUCAUAGACACGCAUUUGCAACAGCUUGCCACGGCUAAGUUAUCCAACUCAUCCUCUUCUGUGACGUCAUCAGAUGGAUAUUACGGACUCUCGCAAGUGUUCAGUGAUUUCUCCGCCUGUAGCAGUGACAUAUCUGGAGAGCUACAGCGUCUGGCUUCAACAUCAGAGGAGGUGAAGAAAUUGACUGAAACUGAUCGAAAGAAUUUACAGGAGCCGGAGCCCUGCUUAGGGUUUCUCCAACGUGAUAAUUUCUCUACUGAGAUCAUUGAAAACAUUUCACCUGAAGAUUUACAACCCACGGUUAAGAUCUGUGUGGAUAGUCUCAGUUCGAGUUCGGUUGCUGUCAAGAGAUCGGCAGCUGCCAAAAUUCGGUUGCUAGCGAAAAACCGAGCGGAUAAUCGAGCGUUAAUCGGUGAAUCGGGUGCUGUACCCGCGUUGAUUCCGCUGCUUCGGUGUGUUGAUCCUUGCACUCAAGAACACGCUGUCACUGCGUUAUUGAAUUUAUCUUUGUUAGAUGAUAAUAAACCGUUGAUUGCUGGUGCUGGUGCAGUGAAAUCUUUAAUUUAUGUGUUGAAAACUGGCACAGAGGUGUCGAAACAGAAUGCAGCAUGUGCGUUAUUGAGUUUAGCAAUGGUUGAUGAGAAUAGAGUGUCGAUUGGAGCAUGUGGUGCGAUUCCGCCUUUAGUUUCGCUGUUAAUUAACGGUUCAAACAGAGGGAAGAAAGACGCGUUAACGACUUUGUAUAAACUGUGUUCCAUGAAGGCGAAUAAGAAAAGAGCGGUAAAUGCGGGAGUGGUUAAGCCGUUGGUGGAGUUGGUGGUGGCUGCUGGAGAGGCGGGGAAGGAGCAGGGGAUGGCGGAGAAGGCGAUGGUGGUGUUGAGUAGCUUGGCGGCGGUCGAGGAAGGGCGAACGGCGAUAGUGGAAGAAGGCGGUGUUCAGGCGCUGGUGGAGGUGGUCGAAGAUGGUGCGUCGGUGAAGGGGAAGGAAUUCGCGGUGGUGACGUUGUUACAGUUGUGUGAAGGGGUUAAUGGGGCCCGAAACCGAGGAUUGUUGGUUGGAGAAGGUGUGAUUCCGCCGUUGGUUGCUCUUUCGCAGACGGGAAGUGUUAAAGCCAAGCAUAAGGCUGAAACACUACUUGGGUAUCUGAGAGAAGCAAGGCAAGAGGGUUGUAGUUCAAGUCCAAAGUGAGGUAUUAAUUUUUUAGAUGAUAUCAGAAGCAUAAUAAUAUAUGUUUGCUAGAGUGUUGAUUGUAUAUACAAAUAUUAUUUAUUAUUCUUUUUAUGGGUUUCUACGAAGAUUUGUUAUUUUGUUAUAUAAAGAAAUACAACUUGGCUCGUUGUAAAUUUAAGAUUAGUAACAAGAAGCUGACCUUGAGUUUUC
Messenger RNA from Helianthus annuus (common sunflower), 1770 nucleotides. Its product is annotated as U-box domain-containing protein 4. Bases 133 to 1578 code for a protein of 481 amino acids. Gene Ontology annotation, molecular function: protein binding. Gene Ontology annotation, cellular component: cytoplasm; nucleus. Lineage: Eukaryota; Viridiplantae; Streptophyta; Magnoliopsida; Asterales; Asteraceae. The record is from RefSeq and is a predicted model, not a curated record. The transcript is spliced from 2 exons.